This is a messenger RNA of Diaporthe batatas, 1754 nucleotides long. RefSeq lists its product as uncharacterized. Lineage: Eukaryota; Fungi; Ascomycota; Sordariomycetes; Diaporthales; Diaporthaceae. Bases 546 to 1754 code for a protein of 402 amino acids. Gene Ontology annotation, biological process: L-serine metabolic process; pyruvate biosynthetic process; D-serine biosynthetic process. Gene Ontology annotation, molecular function: D-serine ammonia-lyase activity; threonine racemase activity; magnesium ion binding. The record is from RefSeq and is a predicted model, not a curated record. The transcript has 2 exons.
GCGACUACGAGCAGCGACCGCCGCCGGGGUUCGAGGCAAUGCGAGCGAGUCAAGGGUAGGCUUCCGUCGUCGCGUUGAUCUGCUGUUGGUUUUAUAUAGUCUCGCAGCGGUCCAACUCCUGACAUCUCUCUCUCUCUCUCCUCGACCAGUUUACUUGAGUGGACUUGCAUUGAUACUUGCCACCUCCUCUUUUGUCAUCGCCGCGGCUUACACACAUAGACAGACACAAACACAUGUACAUGUAGACGGAGACAAGUUCACUCUUUUCCCUCGUACAUAUUUCAAUCCGACUCUAUCUGUCUGUUUGUCUGUCUGUCGGUCUGUCUGAGAGGGAGACUCGCUGCCUUACUCUCUUGACAAGAAGAAAGAGCGACAUUCCCGUCUGUCCCCGCGGCCGUCGUGACACACAGUCAUCGAGAGGAGGAGGAGGAAAACGCCACCUCAUCAACCCCCCAAACAACACAAUACAUACCCAGAGUACCACAGCAUAACCAGGAGGGGCGACACAAGAGAAAAUCCACCCACCACCAAGGCCACAAACAACAAUGGCAGACCCAAAGACCUGCCCGCCGCUGACGCGCGCCUCCGUCGUCGCGGCGCACGACCUCGUGCGGCCCCACGUCCACCGCACGCCCGUGCUGACCAGCUCGACGCUGUCGCGGCUGGCGUCGACGCCGAGGGGGGACAGGCCCGGGGACCGGGAGGCGAGGGGAGAGGGGGAGGGGGAGGGGGAGGGGUAUGGAGAGCAGGACGGGGCACAGCCCCCCGCGCGCCCCGUCAUCCGCCUGUGGUUCAAGUGCGAGAACCUGCAGCGCGUGGGCGCCUUCAAGGUCCGGGGCGCGUUCCACGCCGUCGAGAGGCUCAAGGCCGACAAGGGGUGGGUCGCCGGCGGGGGGCUGGAGAGGGGCGUCGUCACGCAUAGCAGUGGCAACCACGCGGCAGCCCUCGCCCUCGCGGCCCGCGAGUCCGGCAUCCCGGCGCACAUCGUCAUGCCCGAGAUCUCGCCGGCGGGCAAGGUCGCCGCGACGAGGGGCUACGGCGCCCACGUCGUCUUCAGCGGGCCGACGUCGGUGGAGCGCGAGGCCGUCGCGGCGCGCGUCACGGCCGAGACGGGCGCCACGCUGGUCCCGCCGUACGACCACCCGGACAUCGUGCUGGGCCAGGGGACGCUGGGGCUCGAGUUCCAGGAGCAGGUCGCCGACAUGCUCAUGGCCGAGGACGAGGGCGACAGCAACAGCAACAGCAGCAACAACAACAACAACAACAAGGGCCUCGACGCCAUCAUCACCCCCUGCGGCGGCGGCGGCAUGCUCUCGGGCGUGGCGCUGUCGUGCGAGGGGACGGGUGUCCGCGUCUUUGGCGCCGAGCCCUCGUUCCAGGGCGCCGACGACUGCCGGCGCGGGCUGGCGGCGGGCGAGCGCGUCGGGGCCGUGUCGACGCUGACGGUGGCCGACGGGCUGCGCACGCCCGUCGGCGCGGUGCCGUGGUCCGUCAUCCACGGCCGGGGGCUCGUCCGCGCCGUGUACGCCGUCACCGAGGCGCAGAUCGCGGCGGCGCUGCGGCUCGUCCUCGAGCGCAUGCGCGUCGUCGUCGAGCCCAGCGCCGCCGUGCCGCUCGCCGUCGUGCUGUUCAACGAGGAGUUCCGCGCCAUGGUCGAGCGGGAGGCCGGGCCUGGGGGGUGGGACGUGGGUGUCGUGUUUAGCGGGGGGAAUGUUGGGCUUGAUAAGCUUGCGGCUUUGUUUGGUUCUUCAUGA